Molecule: messenger RNA, 742 nt
Organism: Amoebophrya sp. A25
Lineage: Eukaryota; Dinophyceae; Syndiniales; Amoebophryaceae
Source: the annotation of a GenBank genome assembly
AUGUCGUGCAAAGCUGUUAUCAUCUCCCUGGUCGCAGGUGUCGCGGCUCUCGAGCCUUUCGUCCCGCCGAUCGCCGUCCAAGAUGUCAUGCAGGCCAGCCUUCCUGGAGUGAUCGAUAUUCAUUACGAUGUCCCAGCCGGCUUUGAGGCGAGCAAGGGCGCAUCAGACGCCCGAUCUACAUUGUACGGACGCACGUCGUUCUUGAAGAAAGGCACGACUGAUGUAUACUUCGAGAAGCCAGCGUCCGCCGCGACGCUUGAGCAGAGUUACCAAGCCUUGCUCUCUCAGGUGAAGUCCAAUAUCAAAGCGAAGUUCGACGCUAUGACUGGUGCGUCAUUCUUAGCAACCUCUCCGUCUGUCAAUGUGUUUGUGGGAGAAGGAAAGGGCAUGAAUGUCGACAUGGCACGAUUGACCAUGGAUGCCUACGCAUAUGCUGGUGAGCUUAUGGCCGGUGCGCGGGCAAGUUUUUUGGCCGGUGACGACGUGCCGCAUUCUCUUCCGGUGCUGAACAUUGACGUGACAACGCCGGCUUUUGUUUCGUCUGAGGCGACGACACUGUCGCAGGCACAGGCUGCAGCGGUUGCCAAGCUGCAAAGUGAGCUGACUGGCUUGACCCACUAGACAGAUUUACUGAGGGUUUUUUCUACUGCUGACUGAAAGAUGUGAUAGCUCCGAGCUUGAUAAGAAAUUGAAACAAAUACUCUGUGCCUCGAAAGCGAGCCUUUCGUGGUGAAAGCCCGAC